Molecule: messenger RNA, 1038 nt
Organism: Glarea lozoyensis ATCC 20868
Lineage: Eukaryota; Fungi; Ascomycota; Leotiomycetes; Helotiales; Helotiaceae
Product: Aquaporin-like protein
Exons: 3
Coding region: 1-1038 (345 amino acids)
Biological process (GO): glycerol transmembrane transport; water transport
Cellular component (GO): plasma membrane
Molecular function (GO): glycerol channel activity; water channel activity
Source: RefSeq, a predicted model, not a curated record
AUGGCGGAAAGCAAAGCUAUUCAUAGUUAUCCUUCGCCUGCUAUAUCCCACGAGGAAGAUAUACACGAAGUGAACAAAGGAGAGGAUCUAAGUGAUCAUGAGCAGCCACUCGCGUCGCCGUACGCUGAGCAUGGCCCGGGUAUUGACCACAAGAUUCCACAAGACGAUGUCAUUCCCGCUGCACCCGAUCUAGCUUGGAGCAAAAUUAGACGAGCUAUGAGAGAUCCCUUCGCUGAGUUCUUUGGUGUUUUCAUUCUCAUCCUUUUUGGUGACGGUGUCGUCGCUCAAGUUGUCCUCUCUAGAAAUGCGAACGGAGCCUACCAAUCUAUAUCAUGGGGUUGGGGUAUUGGUGUCAUGUUGGGUGUCUAUGCCAGUGGUGUGUCUGGAGCCCAUUUGAAUCCAGCUGUCACAUUCGCCAAUUGUGUCUUCCGUAAAUUCCCAUGGCGCAAAUUCCCAGAGUACUUGGUCGCUCAAGUUCUCGGAGCAUUCAUCGCCUCGGGUAUCGUCUACGCCAACUACAAAUCCGCUAUCGAUCAAUACGAAGGUUAUGGCAUCCGAACAGUCGGACAAGAAAACUCCACCGCCGGUAUCUUCUGCACAUACCCAGCUGAAUUCAUGACCCGCACCGGCAUGUUCUUCUCCGAAUUCAUCGCCUCAACCAUCUUGAUGUUCUGCAUCUACGCUCUCCAAGACAACGGAAACUUGGGAGCUGGCAACCUCACCCCACUCGGUCUUUUCUUCGUCAUCUUCGGUAUCGGUGCGUGCUUUGGAUGGGAGACUGGAUACGCAAUCAACUUGGCUCGUGACUUUGGGCCUCGUCUCAUGUCGUAUGCUCUCGGUUACGGCAACGAGGUCUGGUCUGCUGGAGGAUAUUACUUCUGGAUCCCCAUGGUCGCGCCUUUCUUCGGAUGCAUGUUCGGAGGGUUCUUGUACGAUGUUUUCAUCUUCACUGGAGCGUCACCUAUCAACACUCCAUGGAUGGGUCUCAAGCGAUUGAUUAGACCCAACCGCCAACAGGAGCCAAACCACCUUGCAUAG